ACCACGCGCACACGUGUUCGUUUUGUUCCAAAAUGGGAAGAACAAGAGGCUCCAAACGUGCCACAAGUAGCAGCAGGAAUGCACCAAGUAAUGUCUCGCCACCCAAACGCAGCAAGCACACAACCAAACCAGAAAAGUCCAAGACAAUUGCGAACACCACUGGUAGAAGAGCAGAAUCAACCACACAGGUAGAGACACCCACGGCACCCGAGGACCAUUCCACCAACUGCUCAGGAAAACUGGACUUCUCCUCGCCAGAGCGUCUUCUGGCCUCAAUGCUUGCCCCUGCCGCUAGCCUCUCGUCGUUCUUUGAGGAACAAUGGGAGCAGAAACCUCUGGUUGUCCGCAGGGGCGGGGGCGAGGCGUCGGCUGGUUCUUACGGUGCUUGCUUCUCAAAGGACGGCUUGCUGAGUUUGCUGGCCAAGCACGACAUUCAGUUUGGAUUGGAUAUCAACGUCUGCAGGUAUGUCAAGUCCAAACGAGAAAACUUGAACGGAAGUGGUCGAGCAACGACGGCAAAAAUUAAGAAUCUCUUCGACAAAAAGCAGGCGACGCUUCAGUUUCAUCAACCGCAGCGAUUCCAGGAUGAGCUUUGGCGGAUCUGUGAGCUGUUGGAGAGUCAUUUCCAUUCCCUCGUUGGUGCCAACGUCUACAUGACGCCUGGUGGUUCGCAAGGGUUGGCCCCUCACUAUGACGAAGUUGAGGUCUUUAUUCUUCAGCUGGAGGGUAGGAAACACUGGCGCCUGUACGCGCCCCCAACAGAGCUCCCCAGAGACUACAGUGGUGACCUGACCCAAGAUGACAUUGGCCAUCCGACCCACGACUUUGUCUUAGAGACCGGCGAUCUUCUUUACUUCCCGCGUGGCACGGUGCAUCAAGCAGACACGCCGUCCAACUGCCAACACUCAACUCACGUCACCAUCAGCACAUAUCAAAGAUCAUCCUACGGUGACUUGCUAACCCUGGCAUUGCCAAAGAUUCUCAACUCGGCAAUAAAUGGCAACGUUGACUUCAGAAAAGGGCUCCACGUUGGCCAGCUUUCAAAUAAUAGAGUUGAUGACAAGCCAACAUUUCAGAGUCUCCUAGGCCAACUGUCCAAUCACGUGGGAGAUCACAUCGAAGGAGCCAAAUACCAGAUGUUGAGAGACUUUGUGGCCAAUCGACUGCCUCCGUACCGACCAGGUGACCUCGAAACAGGUCCAGUAGGUCCCAUGCCGACAGGAAACUGCAGAGUGAGACUAAUAUAUGCCAGCCACACGUUUGUGCACAAAGUGUCCAAACACGAAGAUGAAGAUGGUGAGAAUGAUGACGAAGAUGACGAAGACGACGAAGAUGACGAAGAUGACGAAGAUGGCGAAGAUGGCGAAGAUGGCGAAGAUGGCGAAGAUGGCGAAGAUGACGAAGAUGACAAAGAUGACGAAGAUGACGACAUUGCAACAAACGCAGAUUCCCUCAACCAGGAUGGACAUAAUUUGACAGGUUUCGUUGUGGUUCAACACUCGGUUGCCAACUCACGAACAAAUCACAUGAUGGGCAGUGGUGAAACCAAGCCACAGGCGCUACGGUUCCCGACAGGUUACUACCAAGCCAUCAACCAGCUGAAAUCCCAUUCAGAAGGCGACUGGCUUGAAAGCAGCCAACUUUGCCUGCCAGAAGACGACAUCAGGGACCUCUUGAUGUCGCUGUGGGCCGAGGGACUGCUUGAGAUUUCAAAAGACUGAAGAGGGUCUGUAUGCAUCCCGGAAAGUUCAAGAACUUUGUAACCAACUCCAGGAAAGUUCUACAACUUUGUAUCCGUGUGCUGUAAAGUGCGAGAACUUUAUAGCCAUGACCUAGAAAGUUCUAGACCCUUUUAAUCCUGUCCUGGAAAGUUGUAGAACUUAAUCAUCCGCUCCUGGAAAGUUCUGGAAGUUUUUAACAAAGUCCUUCAAAGUUCUAGAACUUUGUAUCCAUGUGUUGGAAAGUUCUUAAACUUAGUAUCCCUGACCUAGAAAGUUCUCAAACUUUGUAACCCGGUCAUUGAAAGUUCCAGAACUUUGCAACGAAGUCCAUGAAAGUUCUAAAACAUUGUUACCUAGUCCUGGAAAGCUCUGGAACUUUUUAACAGAGUCAUGGGAAGUUCUUAGAAAUGUGUAACUGGGUUCUGGAAAGUUCUAGAUUUUUUAAAUCUUUUUCUCAUAAAGUUCUAGAACUUAGAACCUUUCUCUUGACUCCUCAUCUCUGAGAGUUUUGAGCUUUUAUUUCUAUGGAAAGAAAAACCUAAGACUGCAUAGAAGUACUUCACACUAGUGACAACAUUGACAAUUGAAAAUAGUUGGUCUUUGUGAAAUUAAAUUUCAAUUUAUUUAUGUAACACUUAUUACAAAGAUACACUUCAGACAAUUUAAGUGAUUUAAUGUACAGAUACCAUUAGCUGAAUUUGCAUAUCAGAUUGCUUUGAUUACAAAGUGGCAUACAUUUAUAAAUACACUAAUUACUGAAAAACAAAUAACUUCAACCGUUAUACCCUAUGCAUUGUACAUGUAUUUCAUGAGC
Patiria miniata (bat star) is the source of this 2535-nucleotide messenger RNA. It is a transcript of the gene riox2, whose product is annotated as ribosomal oxygenase 2-like. NCBI's taxonomy places the organism in Eukaryota, Metazoa, Echinodermata, Asteroidea, Valvatida, Asterinidae. The transcript has 10 exons. Bases 33 to 1721 code for a protein of 562 amino acids. The record is from RefSeq and is a predicted model, not a curated record. Gene Ontology annotation, molecular function: histone H3K36 demethylase activity; histone H3K4 demethylase activity. Gene Ontology annotation, cellular component: nucleolus.